Molecule: messenger RNA, 1643 nt
Organism: Pundamilia nyererei
Lineage: Eukaryota; Metazoa; Chordata; Actinopteri; Cichliformes; Cichlidae
Gene: tcn2
Product: transcobalamin II
Exons: 10
Coding region: 97-1377 (426 amino acids)
Biological process (GO): cobalamin transport
Molecular function (GO): cobalamin binding
Source: RefSeq, a predicted model, not a curated record
UGUGACAGUGAAAUACUAGAAGCUGUUGUCCCAGCUCGUCUCGUCACUCGGCUGUGAUUUUUCACUUUGGACGAUCCGUGGAGCAGGUUAUCCAGAAUGAUAACUUUGGUGAUAAUCUCAGCACUGAUUGGUUUUGCCUCUACCAAACCAUGUGAUACAGAAGGCUCCAACACUGAGCUGCUGCUUUCACUCAACAAGAAUCUCCUUCGCUCUCUGGAGAGCCAGGAGGGACUUCCUAACCCCAGUGUCCACUUGGCAUUACGCCUUUCCAAUAACCACAAUCUGGCCAAGGAGAGCGAACACCUCAACAGACUAAAAAAUGAAUUGCACAAUGACAUUCAAAGCUCUCUCUCUAACAGUCAGCCUGUGACUGGUGUGCUGGCGCUCUACAACCUGGCUUUAAAGUCCUCCUGCUAUGAUCUCAACACGGUCAGCUUCACUGUAAACGAGAGGAGUGAAGCACUGCUGACACACCUGAAGAACCAGAUGGAGCUGGAGAAAGAGCACAUUGCCUUCAGCCACCGCCCUUUGACCAACUAUUACCAGUACUCCCUGGGUGUGCUCGCUCUCUGUGUGAGCGGCAUCAGGGUCAACAACCAUGUGACCAACAAGCUCAUCAAAGCAGCAGAACAUGAGCAGUUCAAACAUGGAGAGUCUGAGAGUGUGGAUACGUAUGCCAUGGCUGGAAUGGCACUCCAGUGUGUGAAGGACUCUGGUUCUCACAUGCAAAACGCUGCUGGGCUGGACACCGCUCUUAGCAAGAUCAAGCAGAAGCUUCUAGCCUCCCGCAGGGCUGAUGGUCAUAUUGGUAAUGAAUUCAGCACAGGCCUUGCAGUUCAAGCCCUGUUAGCAAUGGGCAGUGAGGUUGCAGAGUGUGCCGCCUCAAUGGAGGCCAUGAGGACAGCUGCUAGAAGCAACGCAUACCACAACCCCAUGGCCAUCUCUCAGACUCUGCCUGCUCUCCAGCAAACAUCCUACAUGUCAGUUAAAAGCAAGGAGUGCCUCACUGAGGAUAACACUCUGGUGCUUGAGCCCUUAGAUCCUGUAGUGGUUUCACCAAACCAGGUCAAGGUGAAUGUGAUGGUGGAAGUGGUGACAUCCAGCGGAGCAGCAGCACUUUACUCGGUGCAUGUGCCAAAGGGCAGCUCCCUGCUAGAGGCUCUUGAACUGCUCAAGGAGGAAAAUGUUGGCUUCACGUUUGAGAAGGAGUCCAGCCUGUGGGGACCUUUCUUAAGUGUGGUGAAUGGAGAGCAGGCCAGGCAAAGUGACCGCAGAUACUGGCACCUCUCCUCAGAUGACACUGCACUCACUGAGGGUGUCCGUGAUUUCAAGAUCGAGGCGGCUCAAAGGAUCACCAUCAGAAACACGAGCUACUGAUGUUCCAGCCAAUCAGUGAUUAGAUGAUCAGCACUUUAAUCUUUAUGAACUAAUGAUUACACCUAAAUUGUCUCUUGGCAUCAUAUAUCAAUAAAUCCCACAAUUACUUAACAGAAUGUUUGCAUUUUAAGAAGAUAUGAAGAUUGAACAAAAGUGUAAUUAAAAGCUAUUUCAAAGUUUGUGUUGAAUAUUUUUACUUUGGAAAACGUUUUUAUGAUUAUAAUAUAAUUACUACGAAAUGUCAAAUAAAAUGACUUUUGUGAUUA